AUGCGAUCCAAAGGGGAUGAUCUGGACAACGACCAUGUGAAAGCACACUCUGCAGCGUCGUCGAAUUCCACCUCAACCACUCCGGAUCCGCCCAACGAGCGCUCAUCUCACAAAGCAAAUGGCAAAGCUCGUGCGCUCGACAUCGACGCCGUGCCGUCCACGACCUGCGACGCAGAUGUCGCAACUUUCGACAACAGCCAAGACGCAGAGCUGGAGGAGGACGAUGCAACAUGGUGUCUGAUCUGCCAUUCGACGCCCAUCGUGGACCGCACGGUGCUUCCGCGGUGUCUGCACUCUCAAUUCUGCUUCCAAUGCAUCCUCCGAUGGCUUUCGAUCAAGCGUCGGUGUCCUUUGUGUCAAACGGACAUUGGGGACCACAUCAUCCAUUCCAUCCGUCUCGACGAUGAUUACGUGCGGUAUCACCUGCCGCCUGCCCCAUCCUCCGCCCUCCCGUCCUCCGCGGACGUUCCUCGUCCCGAUCGCAGCACCCUCGUGCGUCGCGUGCAACGCGCUCGCGUCGUCCGCACCUCGCACACCAAUCUAGCCUUUCGCGCCCAAAUCUACCGUCACGCCCUCUUCGCGCGUCAUGUGGGCUCCAAUCGCCAUACACGAUACCGCCCUUGCCCCUCACCCAUGCAGAUCCGCGCCGAUACCAUUGCAGGCGGUCCACUCGCACGACGCAUCACCACCUUCCUCCGCCGCGACCUCUCCCUCUGGCCCCACCUCGAUGUGGAAUUUCUCACCAAAUACACGCUUUCGCUGCUCCAAGUAUUUGAGGUCAGCGACGACCAGACUGUCCGGCUGGUGGGCGAGUUCUUGGGUGAAGGUACGGCCAGGCAUGUAUUGCACGAGCUCGAGUGUUUUUUGAGGAGUGGAAAGGACGAGUUGCGAUGGUACGACGAGAGUGCGCUGCUUCAGUACGGCAGGUCGAACGGUGGAGCGAGAGGCAGGAGCGAGGAAAGGGAGCAAGAGGUGCGAAGAGAAACGGCGAAGCGCAGAGAGAAGCUGCUGGAGCGACUCGAGAGGGAAAGAGCGUUGCUCGCCGCGGGCAAUGUCCAAUCGUGA
Messenger RNA from Kalmanozyma brasiliensis GHG001, 1065 nucleotides. RefSeq names its product Zinc finger, RING/FYVE/PHD-type. The record is from RefSeq and is a predicted model, not a curated record. Bases 1 to 1065 code for a protein of 354 amino acids. Gene Ontology annotation, molecular function: ubiquitin protein ligase activity. The transcript has a single exon. Gene Ontology annotation, biological process: protein monoubiquitination; protein polyubiquitination. NCBI's taxonomy places the organism in Eukaryota, Fungi, Basidiomycota, Ustilaginomycetes, Ustilaginales.